Aspergillus versicolor CBS 583.65 is the source of this 1017-nucleotide messenger RNA. Its product is annotated as mitochondrial 37S ribosomal protein uS11m. Gene Ontology annotation, molecular function: structural constituent of ribosome. NCBI's taxonomy places the organism in Eukaryota, Fungi, Ascomycota, Eurotiomycetes, Eurotiales, Aspergillaceae. Bases 226 to 915 code for a protein of 229 amino acids. Gene Ontology annotation, cellular component: ribosome. Gene Ontology annotation, biological process: translation. The transcript has a single exon. The record is from RefSeq and is a predicted model, not a curated record.
AACCAUUGCGGCUACGCUUAUUAUCCAGCCCAACAAGUCGUGCCUGUGCCAUUAAUAUUUUUCGCUUUUGGAUUUUGAAUUCCAUAUUGCAAAAAUUGCCUACAUAGCCAGACCAUCUGCUGAAGGGCUGUAGGCAGAUCGUUGCGCUCCCCCCCCAAGACCCAGACCCAGACCUCCUCUCGACCGAUUCCCCAGCUCAUCGUCUCGCGAGCACUCCAAUUCAAGAUGAACAACACAUUUACGCACGCGUUGGCGCGAGCUAUUCCGUCGGCUGGUCGACACUGCCAGCCUAGGGCGUCCCUCUUCCGUCAAGCAAGAGUUUUCUCCACGACACCCCGUAUUUCCGAAUCGCCCGACGAGACACCCAGUGCGCUAGGGCGAGCAUUUCAAGCUGCACGACUAGAGGAAGCGGCCCAGGAUAACUCACCGGAGUCCGCACUCACUAAGAUGAUGCGCGGGAGCAGGGCCCCAGUGAGCGCAGACUAUUCGAAGAUGGCUCAGAGUCUAGAGGCCGAGAUGCUUAAACGCCCAUAUUCCGACCAUGCUCCUCCGCACCGCCUCCACGUUUUAUCGCAUAGACGCAAUACGAUACUGACUCUCACACGACCAAACGGCAGUCCACUGAUGUCGAUGGGUACCGGGGCUCUGGGUUUCCGAAAAGCUCGUCGGGGAGGUUAUGACCCAGGGCUCCAAAUAUCUAGCCAUGUCUUCGCGCAGAUCCAGGAAAGGGGUCUUCUAUUGGAAAUCAAAAGCCUAGAGAUUAUCUUUCGUGGCUUUCAUUUGGGACGGCAGGCCUUCGUUAAGGCAUUGCUGGGCAAUGAGGGGAGGAACAUUCGGGGGUUGGUAUGCCGAGUGUCAGACUCGACUAGGAUAAAAUUUGGCGGAGCAAGGAGCCCAACAGUCCGCAGACUAUGAAACCUCCUUUCACUAUUUUGCCUUCAAUCUCAUUGCAUGAUGUCCAACGCUUGCAAGACCUCAGUGCAUCUUGACAGCCUCAGGAGAUCGCGGGAUUCAAAG